GGAGUACGUUACUCGUGUGUUGCUCUGAUGCUCUUUAAAAGGGCAAUGAUACCAUGAGUACUAUCAGGUGUUUUGUGUUCGUGUUCGCAAUUAUAUGUAACUCACUUACUUCUGCAUAUGAUGAGUGUAAUGAACCACUUUUGGACAGAGCUCAUUUAAGAGCCACAUCACAAUUACCUGAAAGAGGUCCAUACAAUGCAAGACUAAAUGGAGGUUCUACGUGGUCACCAGAGCUUAGCAGUUAUGAUCAACAUCUUACUGUGGAACUGGGGGACAGAUAUGAGAUACGCAGCAUUGCCACACGAGGUCGUGCUCAUACUAACGAGUAUGUGACAGAGUACAUUGUCCAAUACUCCGAUGAUGGGCAAGCCUGGGCCAGUUAUGAAAGCCAGGAUGGCGUAGAUGAGAUGUUCAAAGGAAAUGUGGAUGGGGACACUAUAAAACUAAAUAAAUUUGAGGUGCCAAUUAUAGCACAAUGGGUUAGAAUAAAUCCAACUCGAUGGAGGGAUAGGAUAUCAUUGAGAUUAGAAUUGUAUGGGUGCAAUUACGUGUCCGACGUUCUCUCCUUCAAUGGUUCGUCCUUAUUGCGAUACGAUUUAUUAAGAGAACCCAUAGAGACUGAUAGGCAUUUCAUACGUUUCCGAUUCAAGACGAAUAACGCCGACGGGGUAUUAAUGUACUCCCGUGGUACACAAGGAGAUUACAUAGCUUUACAACUGAAGGACAAUAGGAUGAUAUUAAAUAUUGAUCUUGGAUCUGGUAUCAUGACCAGUUUAUCCGUUGGGAGUUUGUUGGAUGACAAUAUGUGGCAUGACGUUUUGAUAUCACGCAAUAGGAAGAAUAUAUCAUUCUCUGUAGAUAGGGUAUUAAUUAAGGGACGAUUGAAAGGAGAGUUUCAUAGACUGGAUUUAAAUAGAGCACUUUACAUUGGCGGCGUUCCUAAUAAACAAGAGGGAUUGGUAGUUAAUCAGAAUUUCACAGGAUGCGUGGAGAAUUUUUAUCUGAACGCAACAAGCAUUAUUCAUGACCUAAAAGAAACGGAAAUUACUGGAGAAAACUUACGAUAUUAUAGAGUGAAUACAAUUUUCAGCUGUCCAGAACCACCCAUAAUUCCGGUUACCUUUCUGACUGUGGGAUCGUAUGCUAGACUGAAAGGAUACGAAGGAAUAUCGUCCAUGAAUGUUUCUCUGACUUUUCGAACGUACGAGGAUAAGGGAAUAAUUUUGUAUCAUCAGUUUACGUCGCCGGGCUUCGUAAAGUUAUAUUUAGACGAGGGUAAAUUGAAGGUUGACAUUCAAACGAAAGGAAAUCCACUAGUGACUUUAGAUAAUUUUGACGAGAGGUUCAACGAUGGCAAAUGGCAUCAAGUGAUCUUAACAGUAUCGAAAAACAGUCUCGUUUUGAACGUCGAUGGAACGCCUAUGAGAACGAAACGUAUGCUAGAAAUGACAACAGGACCAGUGUAUUUAAUAGGUGGUGUGCUUGGAAUAGAAAGCAACCGUGGUUUUGUUGGUUGCAUGCGAAUGAUAAGUAUCGAUGGCAAUUAUAAACUGCCAACUGACUGGAAGGACGAGGAAUACUGUUGCAAAAACGAAGUAGUUUUCGAUGCUUGUCAAAUGAUGGAUCGUUGCAAUCCGAAUCCGUGUAAACAUUCGGGGAUUUGUCGGCAAAAUUCCGAUGAAUUCUUCUGUGAUUGUGCCAACACGGGUUACACAGGAGCAGUCUGUCAUACUUCGUUAAAUCCACUUUCAUGCGAGGCGUAUAAGAACAUAAACUCGGUAAAUCAACGAGCGGAUGUUAAAAUUGAUGUUGACGGAAGCGGCCCCCUGAAACCGUUCCCGGUAGUCUGUGAAUUUUAUACGGACGGACGUGUAAGGACCAUUGUCAGGCACAAUAACGAACGCAUGACCCCUGUGGAUGGAUUCCAAGAACCAGGCAGUUUCAUUCAAGAUAUUAUUUACGAUGCAGACAUGGAUCAAAUCGAAGCCCUCCUGAAUCGAUCCACAAGUUGUAGACAAAGAAUCAGCUACGAAUGUAUACGUUCGAAACUGUUUAAUUCACCGGUGGCGCAAGGAGACAAUUUCCGGCCAAACUCAUGGUGGGUCAGUAGGAAUAACCAGAAGAUGGACUAUUGGGGUGGAGCACUGCCAGGAUCUCGUAAAUGCGAAUGUGGUAUACUUGGGAACUGUGCAGAUCCUACGAAAUGGUGCAAUUGUGACUCGGAUUUGGACGGUGCCCUUGAAGAUAGCGGUGAUAUUACCGAGAAAGAGUAUCUUCCUGUUAAACAAUUACGAUUCGGCGACACGGGUACACCGGUGGACGAAAAAGAAGGACGUUAUACACUUGGACCGCUCGUCUGCGAGGGAGACGAUUUGUUCAAGAACGUAGUAACAUUCCGCGUUGUAGACGCCACUAUCAAUCUCCCGACAUUUGAUAUUGGUCACAGCGGUGACAUUUUCUUCGAAUUCAAAACAACGAUUGAGAAUGCUGUUAUAAUUCACAGCAAAGGGCCUACAGAUUAUAUAAAAAUCUCCAUAAACAGCGGAAAUCAGAUUCAAUUUCAGUACUUGGCGGGUAGCGGUCCGCUCACUGUGAGUGUGCAGACCUCUUAUAGAUUAGCGGACAAUCGAUGGCAUUCUGUUUCGGUGGAGAGGAAUCGCAAAGAAGCUAGAAUUCUAGUUGACGGUGCAUUAAAGAACGAAGUGAGAGAACCACCGGGACCGGUACGGGCACCACAUUUGACGUCGGAACUUGUGAUUGGUGCCACAACAGAUUACAGGGACGGCUAUGUGGGAUGCAUUAGAGCGCUUCUAUUGAACGGUCAACUACAGGAUCUCAGAAGUUAUGCUCGGCAAGGCCUAUACGGAAUUUCUGACGGUUGUAUGGGUAAAUGCGAAAGUAAUCCAUGUCUUAACAACGGUACAUGCCACGAAAGAUACGAUGGAUACUCGUGCGACUGCCGUUGGACUGCAUUUAAAGGUCCUAUUUGUGCGGAUGAAAUCGGGGUAAACAUGCGUCCUAGUUCUAUAAUAAAGUACGACUUCAUGGGUAGCUGGCGUUCUACAAUCUCUGAGAAGAUUCGAAUCGGUUUCACCACAACAAAUCCUAAAGGGUUCCUGCUUGGUCUAUUUUCAAACAUUUCUGGAGAGUAUAUGACAAUCAUGGUCUCGAACAGCGGACACUUACGUGUCGUUUUUGAUUUUGGCUUCGAACGACAGGAAGUGAUAUUUCCUAACAAACAUUUCGGCUUGGGACAAUAUCACGACGUCAGAAUCGGUAGGAAAAACUCGGGAUCCACUCUUAUUUUGCAAGUCGACAACUACGAGCCAAAGGAAUUCCAUUUCAACAUCAAAACUUCGGCGGAUGCUCAGUUCAAUAAUAUUCAAUACAUGUACAUUGGUAGGAAUGAAUCCAUGACAGAGGGAUUCGCUGGUUGCAUAUCCAGGGUUGAAUUCGAUGACAUAUAUCCGUUGAAGUUACUAUUCCAGGAAGACGGACCUGCAAACGUCCGUUCUUUCGGCACGCCUCUUACAGAGGACUUUUGCGGAGUGGAACCGAUCACACACCCGCCGGAUACCGUCGAAACGCGUCCACCUCCGCAGGUGGACGAAGAAAAAGUUCGAGCUGCGUACAACGAAACUGACACAGCCAUUUUGGGCAGUGUAUUAGCUAUCAUUGUCAUAGCGUUAGUAAUAAUGGCAGUACUUAUUGGGAGAUACAUGUCGAGACACAAAGGUGAAUAUUUAACGCAAGAGGACAAAGGUGCUGAAAUAGCGUUAGAUCCAGAUUCAGCUGUUGUCCAUUCUGCUACUGGUCAUCAAGUUCAAAAGAAGAAGGAAUGGUUCAUUUAA
Messenger RNA from Dufourea novaeangliae, 3851 nucleotides. RefSeq names its product neurexin-4 (gene Nrx-IV). The coding region runs from base 54 to 3851 and encodes 1265 amino acids. The record is from RefSeq and is a predicted model, not a curated record. The transcript is spliced from 8 exons. NCBI's taxonomy places the organism in Eukaryota, Metazoa, Arthropoda, Insecta, Hymenoptera, Halictidae.